GACAACACGGGGGAGACGGCGCGCGGUGCCAUGCUCUGGACGCUGGCGCAGGGACUGGCAGCGGAGCAGCGGCGCCUGCAGGCAGCCCGGAGCCGGCGCCGGGAGCUGAUGGAGCUGUUGGAGAGGCAGCGAGCUGCGUACCCCCAGGUUCUCCUGCGGUGCCUGGCCCUGCUGCGGCGCCUGGCCCAGGAGCACCGGCUCGGGGGACAGGCCCAGCUGGACCGGCUCAACACCCACUAUCUGGAGGUGAAGUGCAGCGCCAUGUUCCUCAAGAUCCGGCUGGAGGAGCUGAGCGUGCUCGUGGACACCUACUCGCCAGAGAGGGUGGAGGUGCAUCGGGCCAUCAGGGCCGGCCUGCAGGGAGCCGUGCAGCAGCAGGAGCAGGAGCUGGCCACGGCGCAGAAGAUCCUGGCCACCUACGAGAGCCUGGGCCCCGAGUUCGAGGGACUGGUGCAGGAGUACGCCCAGCUGUGCGGGGGCAUCGAGAACAAACGCUGGGCCCUGCACGAAUUCAACAAGGGCUGCCACUGACGGGGGCCAAAUAAACAUGGCGCUGGAUUCUCUG
Gopherus evgoodei (Goodes thornscrub tortoise) is the source of this 565-nucleotide messenger RNA. It is a transcript of the gene HAUS4, whose product is annotated as HAUS augmin like complex subunit 4. The record is from RefSeq and is a predicted model, not a curated record. Bases 31 to 531 code for a protein of 166 amino acids. Gene Ontology annotation, biological process: spindle assembly; centrosome cycle. Gene Ontology annotation, cellular component: HAUS complex. NCBI's taxonomy places the organism in Eukaryota, Metazoa, Chordata, Testudines, Testudinidae. Gene Ontology annotation, molecular function: microtubule minus-end binding. The transcript is spliced from 4 exons.